AUGUUGCCUUUGCAUGGCAACGCGACGACCUCAAGUGAAACAUCGGUGGGGACGAACACGGCAACCGCAGCGGCGACGUCAGCGGGACCCAGCAAGGGCCCGCCGCCCGCCGCCAAGUUCCGUCACGGUCUGCUGCAGCUCAUGAUACACACCAUCGAUCCCAUGCAUGACGGCAAAGUGGACGAGAAGGCGACGCAGUUACACGCGAUAGCUUCCUUAAAAGUGUUGCUGGAGGCGACACGGCCGACAGCUGGUGGUGCUGGUGCAGCCGCUGCAAGACAUUCUGCAGCAGCCGCGCAAGCUAAGGAGACGCCCCUAGACCUGCCCAACGGCGGGAUCGCGGACGUCCAGUUAGAUGCUAUAGAAGAGUGGCCAUUGUUCCAGAUUGGAGACCUGGAGGAUGACACGACGCCGUUGGACAUGUCGUGGCCAUCAGGGUUCCGCAAGCGAGUAACAUACUUGUUAGUCGCACCCAUUGUCUUCCCACUCUGGAUGACCCUACCAGACACAAGAACACCGAAAGGGAAAAGAUUUUUCCCGGUAACAUUUAUAGGGUCCAUAGUUUGGAUAGCUUUCUUUUCGUACUUGAUGGUGUGGUGGGCAAAUGUAGCCGGAGCUACGGCCCAUGUGCCACCUGAAGUGAUGGGGCUGACGCUCCUGGCUGCAGGGACCUCAGUUCCUGACCUCAUCACGUCAGUCAUCGUUGCCAGAAAGGGGUUCGGCGACAUGGCUGUCUCCAGCUCAGUCGGCAGCAAUAUUUUUGAUGUUACUGUUGGAUUACCUCUUCCAUGGCUCCUGUACGGGUUGAUCAACGGCGAGCCAGUCCAGGUCAACUCCAAGGGCAUGGUCUGCAGCAUAGUGCUGCUCUUUGCCAUGCUCCUGUUCGUCAUCCUCAGCAUCGCCUGCUUCAGGUGGAAAAUGAACAAGGGUCUAGGGUUCACCAUGUUCCUCCUCUAUUUCGUCUUCGUGGGAGUCAGUCUCGGUCUCGAAUACGGCUACCUCCAUUGUCCGAGCGAAUAG
Molecule: messenger RNA, 1020 nt
Organism: Spodoptera exigua (beet armyworm)
Lineage: Eukaryota; Metazoa; Arthropoda; Insecta; Lepidoptera; Noctuidae
Source: the annotation of a GenBank genome assembly